AUGGCUAUCUCUCCAAGACUCAUUUCCAUUCUUUUUCUCUUAACCAUUUCCUCUAUGCAAAUUCAUGCUAGAGAGGGCCAGUUCUUCAGCAAAGUCAGUGCCACCACCACUACACCCAGCACUACCACCAUCAACAGCAACAAUAACGCUCAAGAUAAAACACUCCCCAACAAAGGAGAAGAAGGCUUGAACAAGCAGGAACUAGAUCCAGCCUUUAUGCCAGACACCCAAAAUGGUUAUGGUCUAUAUGGUCAAGAAUCCACCCAGUUCCCCACCACCACUAAACUAGCUAACACACCCUACACUACAACCACUCACCAGCCAUACAAAACCCAGACCCAAACCCAAACCCAAGAAACCUACACCAAUUAUCCAACUUAUUCCACCCCCAACACCAACACCAAAUACUACAGCAACAAUCAAUACAGCAACAAUGCUUACGAGGAGCAUCAACAAAACUUCGGUGAAACAAGCCUUCAAGAAAGAGAAUACUCCAACAUGGGGAACCAGAACAACAACAAGUACUACAACGGUGCUAAUGGCUACAACAAUGAAGAGAAGCAAGGCAUGAGUGACACAAGGUACUUGGCAAAUGGAAGGUUUUACUAUGACCCCAAUAAUGGGAACAGUAACCACAACCCAAAUCAGUACCAGCAGAACUCAAGAAAUAACUACAAUACUAGAGGUUAUUACAACAACAACAACAACAACAACAACAAUGAGAACUCCAAUUACGAGUACAACAAUAACUCUAUGCAAAAGUACGACAACCAGGACGAUUUCGAAUGGAGCCAAGAAGAGCAGUACGUGCCAUGA
Dovyalis caffra is the source of this 816-nucleotide messenger RNA. The record is from the annotation of a GenBank genome assembly. NCBI's taxonomy places the organism in Eukaryota, Viridiplantae, Streptophyta, Magnoliopsida, Malpighiales, Salicaceae.